This is a messenger RNA of Mizuhopecten yessoensis (Yesso scallop), 3471 nucleotides long. RefSeq lists its product as uncharacterized. The coding region runs from base 2310 to 3452 and encodes 380 amino acids. Lineage: Eukaryota; Metazoa; Mollusca; Bivalvia; Pectinida; Pectinidae. The transcript is spliced from 5 exons. The record is from RefSeq and is a predicted model, not a curated record.
AAAAUUUUAGUCUGAUAAAAUAUUGUUGUUAUGUCUAUACACAUUGAAAAAUCUUGAAAUGUUGAUGUAAAUCAAAAACUACUUAAUGAAGUACAACAUUUAAUCUUAUUCAUAUAAAAAGUCGGACUUUACUUGUUAAUAAUAAUCAAACUUUGAAAAGGAUUUCUCCCCUUCCCAUGCUCCCCCCACCUCCGGUGCUACGCGCCUCGAACACUCGACCCCCUGUAGGCAUACACUCCAAAAAAAGAUUUGCUAUGCCACUGUGGGCAUUAAUUGCCAUUAUUUACAACCACACGCACCAAAUAUAGAAAUCUAUACAUAAAAGAAAAAUACUUUCCUUAAAGGUGACAACCAAUCAGAAUUAAAGAAGUGCUUGUGUCCUAAUCAAAUAUGCACAUAUUCUACUCAUCUUUGAACUUCCAGGUCUGUGCAUUGGCAUAAUGCAAUCAUUCAAGUUAACCUAAGACCAUAGAUAUGUAGUACAAUCAUCAUUGUAAUAUGUGUCUACCGAACCAUUCCCAUUCAGCAAUCUAAAAUUAAUCACUUUUUGGGGAGUUAUCAACAAAUAUGAACCAAGAAAGUAUCUGUACCCAACAAACUGUCCACAGAUUCUGGUCAUCUUUGAAUCACGCGGUCCGAGUGUUGUUAUUAAGCAAGGCUAAUUGAAUGUAUGGCUGAAUUCAAUGACUAUAUCAGCCAAUCGUAAACAAGGAAGUUCUGCAAGGUAUAUGGAUUUCUUUUCAGAAAUGAUUUAUCAAAGCUAUCGUCGUGCCAAGCAUAUAUUUGCAAGGAUACUUAAUGUUUGGCUGAAUUCAAUAAAUAUCUAGAUAAGUUAUUGUAUGGAAUGUAUUAGCCAAUCAGAAACAAGGAAGUUGAUGUAACCUAAACUCUUAUGUAUGCACUAAACUCAUUGCAAGCCAUGAUCAUAUCAUUGUUUCGGGAAGUUAUUGUUGGGAGAGAAAGAGGGGGAGGGAAGAAGUGAGAAAAAAUUCUUAUUACCUUUCGUGAUCUCCUUAUCUUGCAUGAGCCAUGAAAUUUAAAAUUUACCCAGAUCUAUUUCCUUGACAACUGGCAGUGUGUGUAUAUAGAAACGAAACAAUCCGGUACAACCUAAACCCAGUCACUGUUUACCUAUAGUAUUUAUGCAGACGACACAAAAUAACAUCUUUGUUGAAUCGAUCUUGAAGUUUAUGAUUUAAUGCCGAGACCAAUCCUUUUGUAUGGAAAUGUUUGAAGGCAAUAAUACUGAAGAAAUGGAAGUUUUUGUGCGUGGAAAUGUUUGCGUUAUAACUCUUUAAACUAAUCGUAGUCUGAACAUGUUCAUGUUGUUGAUGAAUGGUUCCUCAAUGUUUCAGGGGUUAUGAUCACUUUUGCUCUCUGCACCUUGUGAAUGAGACGAAAAGAUUAGUUUGAUCCUUUGAUGUACAUCAUAAGAAUCUAUUGGUUGCGUGACAGUUGAAUUGACUGGCUUUGAAGUCUGGUGUCGUUCCCAUGCGUUUCCCAUAAUGUUAAAAGCUGACUAUAAAACAAUUUUAUUCAACAGUUUAACACUUGUAUUAGCAUAAUUGACACCUUGUACAUCACAUGCCGUUAUGUAUAAGAGGCUAUACUAUUUUUUUAAGAAUAUAUUGAACUUUUCCAUACAUUUCUUUCAUUUUCCUUGAAUAAAACGGAAUAUCUAUUAGGAUGUUAAUUUAAGAACAUUAAUAUGACACAUGUAAACAUUUAUGGAAUUAACACAUCGUGAGUUUUACUUUUUUAUCAUCUCUUAGGGGCAUGUGGUUUGAUAGUGAUGAAAAAAGUUAAAAGUCUACAAAUAAUCAUGUCACUGAAUUAGGCCCAAUAAUAAAUAGCAUGCAUGUCAUGUAACAACUGUACUCUGUACACUUCUCAAGAUAUGAUACAUUUACUUCACUUUCAUCCCUAUGUACUUUAACCUUUAACCUACAGUGGUGAAAAGGUUAAACAGUUCCAGCACUUUUCACAUAUAGUAUCACAAUAGUAUCACAACUUGACAAAAUCAACAAUAAAAAUAUGAUAAAGGCUACAUGACUUAAAAUAUUGAUGAACACUUUAAGAACAAUAAAUGACAAAGGUGAUCAGUUUCAUUUUAUCGUGUCACAUGACUUUAUGUUUGAUCCAGUGAAACCUGGGUAUAACACUAUGGGGGUGCAUAAUUACUGGUACACCAAUAUAUUGUGGUAUGGCAGAGUCAACACAAUAUUACCGGUGUAUGGCAGAUUCAAUACAAUAUUACAGGUGUAUGGCAGAUUCAAUACAAUAUUACCGGUACACCAGUAUAUUGUGGUAUGGCAGAGUCAAUACAAUAUUACCGGUGUAUGGCAGAUUCAAUACAAUAUUACCGGUACACCAGUAUAUUGUGGUAUGGCAGAGUCAAUUCAAUAUUACCGGUGUAUGGCAGAUUCAAUACAAUAUUACCGGUGUAUGGCAGAUUCAAUACAAUAUUACCAGUACACCAGUAUAUUGUGGUAUGGCAGAGUCAAUAUGAUAUUACUGCUAUACCACUGUAUUGUGGUAUGGCAGAGUCAAUACAAUAUUACCAGUGUAUGGCAGCUAGAGUCAAUACAAUAUUACCGCUAAACCAGUAUAUUGUGGUAUGGCAGAGUAAAUACGAUAUUACUGCUAUACCAGUAUAUUGUGGUAUGGCGGAGUCAAAACAAUAUUACCGGCACACCAGUAUAUUGUGGUAUGGCAGAGUCAAUACAAUAUUACUUCUAUACCAGUAUAUUGUGGUAUGGCAGAGUCAAUACAAUAUUACCGCUAUACCAGUAUAUUGUGGUUUGGCAGAGUCAAUACAAUAUUACCGGUACACCAGUAUAUUGUGGUAUGGCAGAGUCAAUACAAUAUUACCGGUACACCAGUAUAUUGUGGUAUGGCAGAGUCUAUACAAUAUUACUGGUACACCAGUAUAUUGUGGUAUGGUAUGGCAGAGUCAAUACAAUAUUACCGGUACACAAGUAUAUUGUGGUAUGGCAGAGUCAAUGCAAUAUUACCGGUACACCAGUAUAUUGUGGCAUGGCAGAAUCAAUACAAUAUUACCGGUACACCAGCAUAUUGUGGUAUGGCAGAGUCAAUACAACAUUACCGGUACACCAGUAUAUUGUGGUGUGGCAGAGUCAAUACAAUAUUACCGGUACACCAGUAUAUUGUGGCAUGCCAGAGUCAAUACAAUAUUACCGGUACACCAGUAUAUUGUGGGAUGGCAGAGUCAAUACAAUAUUACCGGUACAACCGUAUAUUGUGGUAUGGCAGAGUCAAUUCAAUAUUACUGGUACACCAGUAUAUUGUGGCAUGGCAGAGUCAGUACAAUAUAUACUGCAGGGGUUAAAAAUUCAGCAUUAUUGAAUUUAGUUUUCUUGAUUUCUUGUCACCAAGAGGGAAUAUGGCAUCAAAAUAAUAAAAACUGGAAACAUAAGGAAUUACAAAGUUGAACCAUACCAAAAAAACAGA